This is a messenger RNA of Rhopalosiphum padi (bird cherry-oat aphid), 1805 nucleotides long. Its product is annotated as general transcription factor II-I repeat domain-containing protein 2B-like. Gene Ontology annotation, molecular function: protein dimerization activity. The coding region runs from base 427 to 1623 and encodes 398 amino acids. The transcript is spliced from 2 exons. NCBI's taxonomy places the organism in Eukaryota, Metazoa, Arthropoda, Insecta, Hemiptera, Aphididae. The record is from RefSeq and is a predicted model, not a curated record.
UCACGCGUAUUAUAUUAUAAUAUUAAAAACAAACGAAAAUGAUAUUGUAUUAUUUGAUUUCCAUGGCCGCCAUGAUGUCUAUAGCUUAUAACAGGGGUCUCCAAACUACGGCCCGCGGGCCGGAUACGGCCCGCGAACAAGUUUUAAACGGCCCGCAGCACCCAUAAGACGGUAAAUAAAAUAUAGAUAUCUAAAUAUAUAUUGUGUAAUUUAAAAAGUCGUUAUCGCGGGCACGUAUCAUAAUUUAUGACGACAGACAUUGCAAUUUCCUUAUAUUUUUAGUUUUAACGUCGAUAACGGAGAGAUUAGCCACAUAGACGAGCGGUACGACGAAAUCAUUUCAUAACGUUUGUACAGUUACAUGUCUAAGUUUGCAGUGCCUUUAUUAUAAAUAUUAUUCUUUACCUAUUAAUUCACCAAUUCAACAUGUCAGGAAGAGGAUUGAAAAGGAAAAUAGAUUCAGAAUGUCGUGUUUUCAAUGAAAAGUGGUCGUUGGAUUAUUUCGUAAUUUAUUCAGAAUAUAAUUUGAAGUGGGAAAAUUUGAAAUGUAUCACUACUGAUGGCGGAAGAAAUAUGUGUGGCACAAAAAAAGGUUUAAUUGGACAGAUAUUUACGAAUUGUGAAAAAGAAGGUUUUCAACCAAUGACUUUGCAUUGUAUUAUACAUCAGCAGGCAUUAUGCGGAAAAACUUUAGACUUGUCUUGUGUUAUGGAUCCAAUAAUAUCAACAGUAAAUUUUAUUCGCUCGAGCGCACUUAGGCAUCGUCAGUUUCAAGAUUUUUUGAAAGAAAUAGAAACGGAGUACCCAGAUAUACCGUAUUUUACCGCAGUUCGAUGGCUUAGUCGCGGAAAAGUCCUAUCGCGAUUUUUUGAACUAAGAAAUGAAAUUGAAAUAUUUCUAAUUGAUAAGAAUCGACCAUUGCCUUUACUUACAGAUAGUGAAUGGGUUUGGAAAUUAGCUUUUUUAGUGGAUAUCACAAAAUAUAUGAACGACUUCAACCUAAAAUUACAAGGUAAAGAUGUUCUAAUUUGCGAUGUUUACACAUUAGUAAAAGCAUUUAGGCAAAAACUUAUUUUAUUUGAAACGCAAAUUUCAAAAAAUUGUUUUAUUCAUUUUUCUACUUGUGAUAAAUAUAACAAAGAAUCAAGAACACAAUUUCCAGUCGACUUCGCUCAAAAAAUAAUUUCUGAACUUAAAAUCCAAUUUAAACAACGUUUUUCUGACCUUGACGUAAAAUCGGAAGAAAUAAAUAUUUUUCAAAAUCCGUUUAGUUGUGAUAUUGAGAAGUUACCUCCUACCCUUCAAAUGGAAAUGAUUGAUUUACAGAGUAAUGAUGCACUGAAAAUCAAACAUCGUGAAGAGACUUUAGUUGAUUUUUAUAAAUUUCUCCCAGAUAUACAGUAUCCAAAUUUAAAAAAAUUUGCAAUUGAAUAUAUAUCUGUAUUUGCUACGACUUAUUUGUGCGAGCAAACUUUUUCUAAAAUGAAAUACAUCAAAUCGAAAUAUAGAUCGGCCAUGACUGACAAACACUUGGAGUCAAUUUUGAAAAUUGGAACUAGCAACAUACAACCUCAAUUCGAUCGAAUAUUAGCAGAAAAACAUCAAUUUCAUACUUCUCAUUAAAAAAAAAAAAUUAUUAAAAUUACAAUGUAAUCAUUUAAAUUUAUACCAAUUAUAUUUAAGUAUAUUGUAGACAAUAUUUUAUAAAAAGAUUUAAAGUUAACUUAUAUUUGUAUACCUAUAUUUUGAUAAAAUUAAAAAUUAUAUGUGUUAAUAAACUUUUGGCCCGCUAAGAGCAUUUGAUA